Exophiala xenobiotica is the source of this 1239-nucleotide messenger RNA. RefSeq names its product ATP-dependent Clp endopeptidase, proteolytic subunit ClpP. Gene Ontology annotation, biological process: protein quality control for misfolded or incompletely synthesized proteins. Gene Ontology annotation, cellular component: endopeptidase Clp complex. The coding region runs from base 10 to 747 and encodes 245 amino acids. Lineage: Eukaryota; Fungi; Ascomycota; Eurotiomycetes; Chaetothyriales; Herpotrichiellaceae. Gene Ontology annotation, molecular function: serine-type endopeptidase activity; ATP-dependent peptidase activity; ATPase binding. The transcript is spliced from 2 exons. The record is from RefSeq and is a predicted model, not a curated record.
AGCGACAAGAUGCGCCAUCUAAUACGGACAGCUCCUCAGCUGUCAGCGCGUCUGUCGGCUCGAGUAUGCUGCGCGAGCCUUAACAAUGGCCAGCAACGGCGGCACUACUCCAGGCCAACCAACAGCUGGCUGCCUAUUCCUUUCGUUACUGAGACCCUCGCUGGGAUGAGCCAUACGACUGAUCUCUUCUCAAGGCUUCUCAAGGAGCGCAUUGUCGCCGUGUAUGGCGAAGUUGACGAUCGAAUGGCUGCGACAGUAACCGCCUCACUACUCUACCUCGAAGCCGAAAGCGAUCGACCCAUCUCCAUGUACAUCAACUCCCCCGGAGGCUCUGUCACUGCCGGCUUGUCAAUCUACGACUGCAUGCAAUACAUCGUUCCUGAGGUUUCCACACUUGUGCUGGGUCAAGCGGCUUCGAUGGGCAGUUUACUGCUAGCAGGUGGACAGGCCGGACGCCGCUACGCUCUGCCUCACUCGAGUAUCAUGCUUCACCAGCCUAGCGGCGGUCAUUACGGUACGGCUGCAGACAUCGCUAUACACGCGAAAGAGAUUCUCAGAAUACGGGAGCAACUCAACAAGAUCUACGAGAAACACUUGACGGGAAAGAAGAAGUUGACAAUCGAUGAGAUUGAGAAGAUGAUGGAGCGGGAUCAUUUUAUGAGCGCAGAAGAGGCUUUGGAGUUGGGUGUAGUGGAUGAGAUCCUGGGAAGCAGAAAGAAAGCUGCGGAAAAGAAGGAGGAGAAGUGAGGGAAUGGUCGCCGCAUACAGCAGAAAUCUGAUGCUGCAAGGAUUGACCUGUGGCUAGGACCGCGGACGCAGCGUUGUGCAACACUACUGAAGGGACAUGCUGAUCGAAUGACCACGGUAUCCGUGUGUACAACAAGACGCUCCCCACUUCCAGGAUCGGGUGGUUAUUGAAUAUCCCAUCUCACUCGUCAAGUCCGGGCGGUCGACCAUCUCUCUUGGUGAUGUUGAAUCACCAAUCGAAGGAGAAUGUUGGCAGUUGACCCUAUGGUGCCCACCGUCACUAAAAUGCGGAUGGGCUAACAUGGUCCGGCAUGCGGAGGCACGGAGGACAGACUAUUCAGGGGCAGACUGGAAUGCAGUAAAACGCUUCCCACACUGGAGAGGUUCUGUGAUUGUCUGGAUCUAGAUGGGAUGAUCAGAUAGGAGAUGUACAACUCUUCUCAGACCCUUCAAAAUUAGCUGGACAGUAAUGAUCUUGAAGAAGACAAUAAA